This is a messenger RNA of Danio aesculapii, 1412 nucleotides long. RefSeq names its product BRF2 RNA polymerase III transcription initiation factor subunit (gene brf2). Gene Ontology annotation, biological process: transcription initiation at RNA polymerase II promoter; transcription preinitiation complex assembly. NCBI's taxonomy places the organism in Eukaryota, Metazoa, Chordata, Actinopteri, Cypriniformes, Danionidae. Gene Ontology annotation, molecular function: TBP-class protein binding; RNA polymerase II general transcription initiation factor activity. Gene Ontology annotation, cellular component: transcription preinitiation complex; nucleus. The coding region runs from base 1 to 1272 and encodes 423 amino acids. The transcript is spliced from 5 exons. The record is from RefSeq and is a predicted model, not a curated record.
AUGUCGAAGAGUUGUCCCGAGUGUGGCUCGUCUCGUGUGGUGGAGGAUGAUCUUUAUUCUCAGAAACAGUGGGUUUGUGAAGACUGUGGUUCAGUGGUCUCUGAAGGUCUUCUGACCACCACACUGUGUGAAGAAUCAUACAGCAGAGCUGUGCCCUUUUUCGCCUCUACAGCAGCCAUUAAGAAGCCGUGUCGAAAUCUAGUCGCUGGUUUCAGUCGUUUGCGUGCGCUGUGUCGAAUCUUCAGGUUAUCCAGCAGUAUGGAAGAUGAAGCGGCGAAUCUCUUCGAGCGCGCCUACAACCACCCGAACUUCCUCCACAUCAGCCUGAGCAAGAAGCAGGUUUUGGCCGGCUGCUGCAUCCUCUACGUCUGCCGCCAGAACAGCUGGCCGGUGUUCAUGGGCACCAUCGGUUACCUGCUGGAGGCCGACAAUUUCCAGAUGGGCAGCAUUUAUCAGGAGCUUACCAAGAGUCUGAACAUGCAGACCACCCACGUUUGCAUCACAAGCAUGCUGGAAAACUUCUGCUACGAUUUUAAGCUGGCUCCCCAUCAGGUGGAGGAGGUGUUCAGUGUAGCGCCGCAGCGGCUGGUGGACCGAACGUCUGCUCUUAUUGAACUGGCAGCUGACACCUGGAUCUUGACGGGACGCCAGCCGUUCCCUCUCUUCUUGGCAGCGGUUUAUGUGGCCUGGCAAUCGCUAAAUCCUUCGGCCCGAAUGAAAUACUCCUUGAUCAAGUUCUGCAAGAUUGCCAAAGCACCAGAGCAGCUGUGGUGCAAAAGCAGAGAGACGAUAAACAAACGGCUGAACGAGCUGCAGGAAGUACUAUGUAAACUAGGUCGAGAGCUGCCCUGGGUCAGGCCUACAGACAUCCAGAUGAACACCGUAACCACGCUGGUGGAGGACAUCCUGAAGCACCGCAAAGCCCUGCUUAUGAUGGCCGUAAAACACUAUGAGAAACAACUGGAAGAGACUCAAACAUCACAAAACUUAGAGUGUGAGCUGUCAGAUUCAAAGAGAUCUGAUCAGAUCCACUGUGAAAGUCCUCCUGAUGAAGAAGACGAGGAUUGUGAGCUUCCUCCUGAUCAUUGGGGUAAAAGGCACUUGUUUUUGCCACCCUGUGUGAGGAAUCAGAAGAGGCAGAAGGUAAAAGAAGCGACUCUGGAGGUCACCGGAGAUGAAGAGAUUUCAGACGGUGAAAUCGAGUCGUAUAUUCGAUCUGAGGAAGAGAUGAAAUUGUUUGCGAAGGCUCGUAAGGAGAUGUGUGAAUACUAAUCAGUGCUGAUUUAUUGCGACACUCAGGUUUUUGUUAUGCUAAUAUAUUUUUUGUUACUUGGAAUAGUUCUGUUGUAAGUUUGAAGGGUUUUUUUUUUUUUGCAAAACGUUGUUGUUAAUAAAAUAUUUUUGGUAAUAAA